This is a messenger RNA of Xiphophorus couchianus (Monterrey platyfish), 479 nucleotides long. Its product is annotated as fatty acid-binding protein, liver-type. The transcript has 4 exons. Bases 58 to 441 code for a protein of 127 amino acids. The record is from RefSeq and is a predicted model, not a curated record. NCBI's taxonomy places the organism in Eukaryota, Metazoa, Chordata, Actinopteri, Cyprinodontiformes, Poeciliidae. Gene Ontology annotation, molecular function: lipid binding.
CUGAGAGUAUAAAAGAGGCAGGAUCCUCAUUUUUCUCUACCUUCACUGUCUGCCAUCAUGUCUUUCAGUGGGAAAUACCAGCUGGAGUCUCAUGAGAACUUUGAGGCGUUUAUGAAGGUUGUUGGUAUUCCUGAUGAACUCAUCCAGAAAGGUAAAGAUCUUAAGAGCAUCUCUGAGAUUGAAGAGACUGGUGAUGACUUCAAGGUGACAGUCACUACUGGCUCAAAUGUCAUUACCAACUGCUUCACCAUUGGAAAAGAGACAGAGCUGCAAACCCUAACUGGAGAGAAGGUCAAAGGAGUGGUGGUUCGUGACGGCAACAAGCUGAAGGUUUCUCUUAAAGGAAUCGAGUCGGUCACAGAACUGACUGAUGCCAACACUAUUGUAAAUACGAUGUCUGUUGGCGGCAUUGUUUACAAGAGGAUAAGCAAACGCAUGUAAAUGUUUAUGCUUUGUAUAAUAAACAUGAAAGCAGCAAA